AUGAACCGGCUUCAUGUAGAAAGAAAACCAUUCCUGAUACCUAUAAACGAAGAAACAAAGCAUGGAGGAGAAAAUCGAUUGGCAAAGACUGAAUUCCCUCCUCAAAAAAUCCUGAAAUUCUCUUUGGACAAUUGCCUUCCUGUAGUUCCGUGCCACCAGGGACUGUUUCCUGAGUUAACCCCGAGAACUGUGGAUGACUUACCUCCUCCCCCUAAAAUAGACAAAUACAAACUUGCAAGAUUUUUAACAGACAAGGCGAUCAGGGAAAAGAGAAUCUUUACCAUCUGUGGACCUUAUCCAGUGAUUCGCACAGCUUUAAGGAAGAGAGGAUGGGUGGAAAGAAAGAACGUGAUUAAAUGUGACAUUCAGGACCAUAAAGAUGAUUCAAAUGAAACAGAACGUGACAAUGUUUGCAAAGCUGAAAGCAAAACUGCCUUGCUGGAAGAGGAAAAACAUUUUACCAAUUCAAAUGACAUCCAUGAUAUAAUGUCUAGGUUGGUAAGAAAUGAAGAAACCUCUUUUUACUGGACUAUAAAAAAGGAUGCCGUUGAUUACUAUAAUCUCCACAUUGAUCAGAUGCUCAACCAUUAUGCAAGAACUGGCUCUUUUACAACCAAAAUUGGCCUUUGUUUGCACAUGAGGAAUUUGCCGUGGUAUGUGCCAGCCAACCCAAGCAAUUUCUUCCCUCGAUGUUACGGCAUUUGCAUGGACGAUGAGAAAUAUGAUUUUAUUGAUGACUUCAGAAAAACAGCAGCAUUCUGCAUCAUCAAACGGAUUGUUAACUUACAUAUUUCUGGUGAUAACUAUAACUGGCCAUGUAAAGAAAACACCUAUAAAGAAGGUGCAACUCCAACUAAAGAUCCUGUGGUAAAGCAAGUUAAAGAGCUUCCCGGAGAAGUAGUAGAAAUGGCUUGCAAAGUAUGCGAAACCUAUCUUGAGCAAAUUGAACAUGACGACAUCGACAGAGAGGUAGACAGUACUCCAGUACUUUCGGACAGAGAAUGGAAUCAGUUAAUUGAACACUACUACUCUCUCAUUCAUGAGGGUGCAGUGAUUUGUAAUGCAGAUAGUCAUUUCAUUCGGUGUCAAAACUUUUUGCACAAAAUUACGCUAGCAAACCCACAGCAAGAGAUUGAUGGCCUUCACAACAUCUGGAUUAUUAAACCUGGAGCAAAAUCCCGCGGUAGAGAAAUCGUAUGCAAGAACCGAUUGGAUGAUAUCUUGAAACUAGUUGAACCAACUGAACAGUUUCCAAUGAAGGAUCAUAAGUGGGUCAUCCAAAAGUAUAUUGAGACACCACUACUGAUUUAUGAUACAAAGUUUGAUAUUAGGCAGUGGUUUCUUGUGACAGACUGGAACCCUCUGACAAUAUGGUUCUAUAAAGAAAGCUACCUGAGAUUUUCUACUCAGCGUUUCUCCUUAGACAAUCUGCACAGCUCCAUUCACCUUUGCAAUAAUUCCAUUCAGAAAAAUUACAAGAAUGCACAAGACCGCAGUUCUCAGUUGCCACAUCACAACAUGUGGACAAGCAGCAAAUUCCAAGACUAUUUGCAAAAGAGAGGCCUUGGCCAUGUCUGGCGCAAUGUCAUCUAUCCAUCCAUGAAAAAAAUCUUAAUCUAUACAAUGAAGAUGGCUCAGGACCAAGUUGAACCACGGAGGAGCAGUUUUGAACUCUAUGGAGCAGAUUUCAUUCUUGGAAAUGACUUUAAACCUUGGUUGAUUGAAAUCAAUAGCAGUCCAACCAUGUAUCCUUCUACUCCAAUUACAUCAGACCUAUGUGCUCGGGUUCAGGAAGACACAAUCAAGGUCAUUAUUGACAGGAAGUUUGACAGAAACUGUGACACUGGAAGCUUUGAACUUCUCUGGAGACAGCCCAUGUUGGAUCUGCCACCAUUUAAUCCUACUGACCUUUUUGUGGAAGGUAUCAGUGUUAGGAGGCUGAAGAAGCACCUGGUUUCCCUUACUAAUUUUAGUUUAUUUGAACCACUGCUGAGUUUAACGCAACCUGCAACCCGUCAAGAAAGUAAAGGAGACUCCGUGACACCUGCCAACGCCAAGCAAAAUGCAAAAGGGAAACAUGGAAACAGCGUUCCUUGCACCUUGCCAAAGACUGUCAAGAAGCUGCAGGAGAAAAGCGUUAAAGUAAAAAGCGCACACAAAAAGCCUCUCAGAACCAUAGACUUUCCUCGCAUAGUAGAAGGCCCUGAAGCAAUAUCCACAUCUGACAAAAAAAAGACAAAAGCAGUUAAAGAGCCAAGCCAUCAGACUGGAAGCCAAGCAGUCGCUACCUUUCAAAGGUCACAUACAUUAGACUGGGCAAUACUUCAGCCCUCUAAAGAUACAGGUCUACAGAACAAAAACAAGAAGACGUCAUGCCUGAUUUGUGAUGGUUUCCAGUCAGAGAAAACUUGUAAAAACUGCAACUCUUUUUGUGCGACUGUAUUACAAGGUGGUUCAUAUUUACCUAUGAGUCCGUGUUCUCCUCCUGAAAAGAUGGCAAAGAACAGACUGAGUGUCCCAUGUUAUGGGCUUCCAAAAUACUUUUGA
Messenger RNA from Elgaria multicarinata webbii, 2547 nucleotides. It is a transcript of the gene TTLL8, whose product is annotated as tubulin tyrosine ligase like 8. The transcript has 14 exons. Bases 1 to 2547 code for a protein of 848 amino acids. NCBI's taxonomy places the organism in Eukaryota, Metazoa, Chordata, Lepidosauria, Squamata, Anguidae. Gene Ontology annotation, cellular component: axoneme; microtubule cytoskeleton. The record is from RefSeq and is a predicted model, not a curated record. Gene Ontology annotation, molecular function: protein-glycine ligase activity, initiating. Gene Ontology annotation, biological process: cilium assembly; cilium movement; protein polyglycylation.